Colossoma macropomum (tambaqui) is the source of this 3781-nucleotide messenger RNA. RefSeq names its product endothelin converting enzyme 1 (gene ece1). Gene Ontology annotation, molecular function: metalloendopeptidase activity. NCBI's taxonomy places the organism in Eukaryota, Metazoa, Chordata, Actinopteri, Characiformes, Serrasalmidae. The transcript is spliced from 17 exons. Gene Ontology annotation, biological process: peptide hormone processing. Gene Ontology annotation, cellular component: plasma membrane. The record is from RefSeq and is a predicted model, not a curated record. Bases 895 to 3351 code for a protein of 818 amino acids.
GUGUGGUGAUUUUUGGUGGCUAUAAGCUUCCAUUACUUUCUACAUCAGCCUCAAAGCUCCAGUGCAAAACUAAAGAAGCUUUAUGUAGUUUAGGCUGAGGUGCCUGUAAAGUCUAGAACACAGAACCUGUGUGUGUAAACAGCCAGAGUGGAGAGUGAAGGGCAGAACACGAGCGGAUGUUGUAUUAAAUGCCUCAGGGUGGACAGGAAUCACUGGCUGUCUAAACUAUCGGGUGACAGUGACCCAGGCAAGCCCGAAAAGCAUUGAGUGGGCGUGGCCCAGCGAGAAACCCCGCCCACUGGUGCUAGUGGACGGGGAAAGGGUGGGCGUGUCCGAAACUCCAAAAGUUCCCUCCCUGUUCUAAAUGAAACCACACUGGAAUGCAUGCUCGCUCGCUCACUCGCUCUCUCUCUCUCUCUCACACUCAUAUACACAAGCACACACACGCACGUCCUUUCUCUCACACUCUCUACACAAGUUGAUCAAGUCCCUCUCUCUCCUUCCUGUUUUUCCUGAGUGCCUGGGCUUGAGGGAGGAAAGUUCAAGCUAAAAUAAGGACCUAAAAAAGGAGCUAAAAUAAGGACCUAAAACAAGAAGCUCAAACAAAGAUAGCACAGUAGCACAUGUUUCACUUCUGACCGAGCUUAAACCCCCGAGAGGAGCCGACAGACGCUUUUUGGUGGCCUCUUGGAGGGCAGGAGGUGGGGGGAGGUGAAGGAAAACCCCCCCCCCACACACUCAUAUCCAGUGACCAGAGUGUUUCCUCUGGUCUGUUGGACCUGAUAUGACACAGUCGGCCUCGGUCUGAUGGCUCCUGUUAUCAGGAUAUCACAAUAGACUGUUGAAGACAGGCGUUCUAACUCAGACUGAGCUGAAGACUGGCUGCUGGUUGGUAUGGAAGCUCUAAGGGAAUCUUUUCUCCAUUUAACCUUUCAGAUGUCGUCCUACAAGCGGGCGACGUUAGAUGAAGAGGACCUGAUUGACACCACCUCGGACGGAGUGUAUCACGCCUCGACCGUGCAGGUGGUGCGGCAGCGUGGUCAUGGCCCCCAGUGCUGGACUAGGCGAAGUCAUGCUGAGAGGAAGCUGGUGGUGGUGGUGUGUUUUCUCUCUCUGGCUUUAUUCAUCUGCAUCCUCACUCUGGGUCUGCAUUACAACGAGACUCACCCUGGUGUGUGUCUGUCCGAGCCGUGCGUGAGCGUGGCUGCUUCGGUGAUGGCCGCUCUGGACCGCUCGGUGGACCCCUGCCACGACUUCUAUAACUUUGCGUGCGGCGGGUGGGUGAAGAAAAACCCCCUACCUGAGGGUAAAUCACGCUGGGGGCCGUUCAGCAACCUGUGGGAGCACAACAUGGCCGCCAUGAAGAGUUUGCUGGAGAACGCCAGUCAGCAGGGUUUGAGUAAAGCAGAGCUGAAAGCAAAGCGCUACUAUCAGGCCUGCAUGAACGAGGCCAAGAUCGAGGAACUGGGUGCUCGACCUUUACAGGAGCUCAUCAGCCAGACGGGCGGCUGGGCUCUGACCGGCUCCUGGGAUAAAGAGAAUUUCCAGGAGGUUCUGCGCGUCGUUUCAGCCAAUUACCGAACAUCACCCUUCUUCACUGUAUUUGUCAGCACAGACUCCAAAAACUCCAACAGCAACAUCAUCCAGGUUGAUCAGUCUGGGCUGGGUUUGCCUUCACGAGAGUAUUAUCUCAACAAGACAGCCAAUGAGAAGUAUCUGAAAGCGUAUCUGGACUUCCUGGUAGAGCUGGGGGGGCUGCUGGGCGGGUCGCAGGAAACGACCCGGCAGAUGAUGCAGGAAAUAGUGGAUUUUGAGACGACUCUGGCCAACAUCACUGUUCCUCAAGAGGAGCGCAGAGACGAGGAGCUGAUCUACCACAAAAUUCAGGCCAAAGAACUAUCAACUCUGGCUCCUGCUGUGGACUGGAUGCCGUUCCUCAGAGCUGUUUUUGCACCUGUUGCUCUGAAUGAUUCAGAGCCUGUGGUGGUCUACGCUACAGAGUACCUGCAGAAAGUUUCCAGCCUCAUUACCAACACCAGCAAGAGCACCCUUAAUAACUACAUGAUGAUGAAGGUGGUGAGGAAGAUGGUGUCCAUCCUGGACCACAGGUUCCAGGAUGCAGAGCAGCGUUUCCUUGAAGUCAUGUACGGCACCAAAAAGAGCUGCACCCCCCGCUGGAAGCUGUGUGUUAGUGACACGGACAGCGCUCUGGGCUUCGCUCUCGGCGCUCUGUUUGUAAAGGCCACCUUCGCGGAGGACAGCAAGGCCUUUGUGAGUUUUCCUGACAUUUUCUCUCUUUUCUGCCCUUCUUUCUUUUUUUCUCUGACAUUUUCUCUCUUUUUUCUUGAUGUUUUCUAUCAUUUGUUCUUGUCUCUGUUCUCUGAUGCUCUCUUUCUUUUCGCUGCUUCUCCCUCGUGUGUCCGUCAGGCUGAAGAUAUGGUCUCUGAGAUUAAAUGGGCGUUUGAAGAAAGUUUGAAGCACGUGAGCUGGAUGGAUGGAGAGACCCAAAAAGCAGCCAAAGAGAAGGCAGACGCAAUAUACAAUAUGAUCGGCUACCCAAAGUUCAUCAUGGACCCCAAAGAACUUGACAAAGUUUUCAAUGAUUUUGAUGUAGUGUCGGACCUGUACUUCCAGAACGUCAUGCACUACUACAACUUUUCGGGCCGAGUGACGGCUGACCAGCUGAGGAAAGCGCCCAACAGAGAUCAAUGGAGUAUGACGCCCCCUACAGUGAACGCCUAUUACAACCCCACCAAGAAUGAGAUGGUACUUCCUGCAGGCAUCCUCCAGGCUCCGUUCUACAGCCACGCAUGGCCAAAAGCCCUGAAUUUUGGAGGCAUUGGUGUUGUUAUGGGACAUGAACUGACCCAUGCUUUCGAUGACCAAGGGAGGGAGUACGAUAAGGAUGGGAAUCUGCGCUCCUGGUGGAAGAACUCAUCGGUCGAGGCGUUUAAGCACCAGACUCAGUGCAUGGUGGAGCAGUACAGCAACUACAGCAUCAACAGCGAGCCGCUCAACGGCAAACACACAUUAGGAGAAAACAUCGCCGACAACGGGGGCCUCAAAGCGGCGUACAAGGCCUAUCUGAACUGGAUCCAGAAGAACGGAGAGGAAGCCACACUGCCAGCCCUGGGAAUGACGAACCACCAGCUGUUUUUUGUUGGAUUUGCUCAGGUGUGGUGUUCAGUCCGGACCCCGGAAAGCUCCCAUGAAGGUGUAAUCACGGACCCCCACAGUCCCUCGCGCUUCAGGGUCAUCGGCACCGUCUCCAACUCCCACGACUUCUCUAAACACUUCGGCUGCAGAGCCGACUCACCGAUGAACCCCAAGCGCAAGUGUGAACUGUGGUGAUCCCAGUGAGCCCCGUCUGACGGGCAGCGGAGGAAACAGCCCUGCCCGCCCUUUGCUCUUCUCUCAGGGUGCCUUAAGUGGACUGGAGGCUGGAGGAUGUUCAGUCACCUGGGGUUUCGUGUGAAUUCUCUGAGGAACUGAAUUGAAAUAGGAGGAACUUUGUAAACACUGGAAGACCUGAUAGUUCUAACAUGGGAGGAAGGACAGUUAACAGUAGAUAUUCAGGUUUUGUACAUAUAGACAUAUAUAUGCCGUUAUCGUGUGCUCUUAUUUUUCUAAGGGGGAAUAAUAUUUAUUUUCUUCCAGUGUUUUUUGUCUCUGGGGUAAGGUGGAAACUUUAUACCAAAAUACUGGUUUAACAAACUGAAGUCUCGCCGAUAGGAACUAGUGACAAAAGUCUGCGUGUGGUGACAAAAGUCUGCGUGUGGUG